UAUUUUAUACAUGGAUGAUGUGAGGGGCAUAGUUUUUUUUUAUUAUUUGGGCCUCUUGCACCAUCUCUCCAGCCAUUUGCUUCGUAAAAUAUACAAUACUUCGACUGAACUGACAUGUAUUUGACAGGAUUUUUCAGUGCAGAGACCUCUUGUUAGUGGGGACUGCAAGAAAAAAUUCACUAAAAGUGUGAGUGAAAGAGAAGCCCAGCUGAUAAUUUUGAGGAUGUGGCUGUUCUCAGGAACCAAAUCCCUUCAGUGAAUCAGCACUGACUGGGGCUGGGAACCUGCAGAGCCAGAGACUGCAACUCCGGGGAAGCGUGAAUUCGGCCGCGCGCCGAGGCUCUGACUCCCGAUUAGAUGAAGAGGUCUGAAGUAAAAUUGCUGAAGCUGCUAUGGCAUUAAAUCUUCUAAGAGCGUUUCAUUUUAAUUCAACUGAGUUACAAACAUACAACUUUUUACAAAUUGUGAAGCGGCAAUUGUGUCCCCGCAAGAACCUUAACAAAAUUCUGUAUCCACAAUGUAGCCAGAUUUUGUCAACUGGACCUCUAAAGGCAUGGUAUCAACGGGUUCCUCAGAAAGGAUACCACAAUGUGGUCAGAGACCAGCCUUGCUGCACUUUGGGGACGGUGUGCCUCCAUGGGGACGCUGGGGAGAACUUUAAGUUGGACGGCAAGCAACAUGCACCCUGUAAUGAACAGAAUUUUUUGAAACAUUUAAACAACUGUAAAACCGUAAAACACAUCCUUAAAUUGCUGAACUCGUCAGCGUCCAUUAUAGACACAAUGGCAGCUGCCGCCUUGCUUAAAAUAUCACAGAUUGAAAGAGAUGGGAAUGGACUGAAGACCCCUGCAGUACUGCUACAGGAUGAGGUAUUCAAGGCAUUGUGUUUCCAGUUUGAGCAUGAAUCUUUGAGGCUCAGCAAUGCAGCACUAGUGACUGCACUGUAUGCUUAUGUUCAAUUGUAUGUGGACCCACAGAGCACUCUCAUGGUGCGAUUACUGUCAGAAUGUCAGGUGCGGCUCAACAAAGGACAUAUGUUCAUUAAAGACUUGUGUUUGCUGGGCAAGGCCUUGCUGGAUUUGGAGGGCCCAGGAUGUAGAAUGCUUAAGCAAAUAAUGGAGGAAAUUCAAGGACAGAAAGUGGAUGACUGGACAUCUGAAGAGAUAGCAAUGGUUUAUAAUUUGCUGAAGGCUGGUGUGGGGGAAAGAGGAAAUUACCAGCAGCUGUUGAACAAAAUGAACACCCACACUCUUCAUUUAGCUUCCAGGCUGGGCCAUAAAGCCAAAAAUGACAUACUUCAUGCAAUGGUUGUCCUCAAGCAAACCCAAGCAAUUCCUUUGGUGAUUAACCUGUGUAAACAUUCAGUGAGACAUGUCCCUCAUUUCUCAGAUCAGGAACUCAUUGUGGUACUGAAUGCUCUAAUGUACUUUGGACACAGCGACAGAUUUUUCACUGAUGCUCUGGAGAGAAAUGUUCCCAAAAAAGCCUUUGUCAUGCAGCCAGAAACAAUCAGCAAAGUGAUGCAGUAUUGCAACCAGCGGCGGAUCCUGUCACCACCCAUAUUUGAUGCAGUUGCUGAGAGUUUUGUUUACAAUUCAGAUAAUUUUACAACUAAAGAGAUUGCCUUACAAAUUAUGCCUUUUGGCAAGCUGAAUUAUCUGCCACCAAAUGCAGGCCAGUUCUUUCGAAAGAUUGAAAACUUAUUAAGGGGACGAUUUUCACAAUUUCAACCGCGUACUCUGCUGAACCUCCUCCAUUCGUGUAUAUUAAUAGAACGCUUUCCUGUGAAUUUUGUAGCCAAAAUCUUUAGUCCAUACUUUCUGCAACAGCUGGAAGCAGAAGGAACAGGCUUUGACAAGUUUGUCCUUGCCCAGCUGACCCAGCUGUUCAUGACUAUGAAACUGGAGUGUCAAACAUAUGAGGGUCCUAACCUUCCUCCAAAGUAUCGAGUGAAAUCAUUUCUUACACCAGGCCACUCAGUGGAAAGCCUGGUGGAUGAACAUCUCUACAACAAAGUUAAGAAUGCUCUGACGGAUCUUCUUGGAGCAAGGAGUUACUUUGCUUCCCGUGUGCUCACACCAUAUGGGUAUACAUUAGAUGCUGAGAUUAAACUGGAUGAAGGAGGAUAUGUGCUUCCCGCCUCUCAGCGUGAAGAAGUCUUCAGGAGAAUAGCACUAUGCAUUGAUGACCAGAGAAGGUUCUCUGUAAACAGUCACAAUCUGCUUGGUAAGGAAAUCAUCAAACAGAGGCAACUGCGACUGCUGGGCUACGAUGUUAUACAGAUACCAUUCCAUGAAUUUGACAGACUGAAGAACAGUGAGGAGAUGGUAAAAUACCUUCACAAGAAGAUCUUUCCAUACAGCUACAGACUUGCUUGGUGAAGAAACUAAAACAAAGUGCCAAUUAAUUUCCACCUUAGUAAUUUACAACGUCAGCAAAAAGACAAUAUGUAAUGGUGGAUGUCCUACUGCAGUGUUUAAUUUCUUGAAUACAAUUAUAUAAAUAAAAUUACUACUGAAAA
Molecule: messenger RNA, 2521 nt
Organism: Carcharodon carcharias (great white shark)
Lineage: Eukaryota; Metazoa; Chordata; Chondrichthyes; Lamniformes; Lamnidae
Gene: fastkd3
Product: FAST kinase domains 3
Exons: 7
Coding region: 393-2381 (662 amino acids)
Biological process (GO): mitochondrial RNA processing; regulation of mitochondrial mRNA stability
Cellular component (GO): mitochondrial matrix; ribonucleoprotein granule
Molecular function (GO): RNA binding
Source: RefSeq, a predicted model, not a curated record